Molecule: messenger RNA, 2799 nt
Organism: Plasmodium falciparum 3D7
Lineage: Eukaryota; Apicomplexa; Aconoidasida; Haemosporida; Plasmodiidae
Gene: SERA9
Product: serine repeat antigen 9
Biological process (GO): proteolysis
Molecular function (GO): cysteine-type endopeptidase activity; cysteine-type peptidase activity
Source: RefSeq, a predicted model, not a curated record
AUGAAGGUUUCAUUUACAUUAUUUUUUAUAAUAUAUAUUAUAUUAAAUUGUGAUGUGUUAAAAUGUGAAGUUGAAUCUUCUGAUAGUACCAGUUUCUUAAAUUUGAUUUCUGGUCAGAGUUCAUCUAAUUCGGAUGAUACUGUUUCUAGUUCAGAUUCACGUGGUGUUGUUGCAUCUGUUUCUGGUACAGUUGAUUCUGAUGUAUCUAGAACAGAUUCAACUGGAAAUGUAAAUAGUAAAAAUUCUGAAUUAUCAGAAACAAGACAAAAUUCUGUUGAACAAAAUAAUAAUUCAAAUAGUUCAGAUAAUUCGAUUAAAAUUAAAUCUGCAUUUUUAAAAGAAAAUGUUGGUGUAAAAAUUACUGGUCCAUGUGAUGAAGGGUUCGGUUUGGUUAUGGUACCUCAUAUAAUAAUUAAUGUGGACACUAGAAAUACUGAUAUACAAUUGGGAAAGAAAUCAUCAGAAAUAAAUUAUGGAAUAAAAUUAAGAAAAAAAGGAAAAGAUGAAUAUGAGGAAAAAGUUGGUAUAGAUCUUUUAAAAAAUGUAUGUGAGACAGGAAAAAAUUUUAAAUUUGUUGCAUAUAUUAAAGGAGAUGAAUUAAUUAUUAAAUGGAAAGUUAUAGAGGAAGGAAAUAUACCAAUAGAUAUAAAAAAAUUCAAAAUAAAAAGGAUGAGCCCUCCUAUUACUUCCAUACAAGUAUUUUCCUCCAUGUCAGAUGAAAAGUCCUUUGUGCUUGAAAACAAAAAUUAUGUCGUAACAAAUAAUAUGCCAGAAAAAUGUGAAGCUCUAGCUACUAACUGUUUCUUGAGUGGUAAUAUUGAUAUUGAAAAAUGCUAUCAGUGUAGUUUAUUAGUUGAAAAUGAUAGUAAAUCUGAUGUAUGCUAUAAUUUUAUUUCUCGUGAAAAUAAAGAAAAAUUAAAUGAAGAACGUUUUAAAGUCAAAGGAUCAACUGAAUAUGAAGAAAGUGUAGAAUCUGAACUAAAAGGAGCUAUAGAUUUAUUAAUAUCAUCAUUUUAUAAAUCCGAUGGUGAGAAUGGUGAAAAUGUUUUGAUAAGUUUUGAAGACUUAAAUAGUACAUUAGAAGAUGAUAUUAUUAAUUUCUGUUCUUUAUUAAAACUUGUUGAUUUAAGUGGAACAUUUAUGAAUCACCAAAUAGGUACUACUGCAGAUGCCUUUAAUAAUAUUGUUAAACUUUUAAAAGAACAUAAAGAAGAAGAUGAAUUCGUAUUACGUACGAAAUUAAGAAACCCAGCACUUUGUAUGAAAAAUGUGGACGAUUGGGUUAAAAGUAGAUGUGGUUUAUUAACAUCUGAUGAUUCAUAUGUUGUUAUAAAAAAAAAUUCUGAUACUAAUGGAAAGAAUGAAAAUAAUGAAUCAAAUGAUGAAGAAUAUGACGGAGUUAUUGAUUUAAGUACAAAUGAGAAUGGAAAUGUAAAAUCGAUUCAGUUUAAUGAUGAUAUAUAUUGUAAUGAUGAUUAUUGUAAUAGAUGGAAAAAUGAAAAUAAUUGCAUAUCCAAGAUUGGCGUUGAAGAUCAAGGAAAUUGUGCUUCCUCAUGGGCUUUUGCUUCUAAAUUACAUUUUGAAACACUAAGAUGUAUGAAAGGAUAUGACCAUUUAGGAAUUUCUGCUUUGUACUUAACUAACUGUUCUAAGGGAAAAAUUAGUAAAAGAUGUACUGAAGGUGGUAAUCCAAGCGAAUUUUUAGAAAUCGUUUCAAAUAGUGGAUUUUUACCAACAGAAUUUGAUUACCCUUACUUUUAUGCAUUGGUUGAAAAUAGUUGUCCAAGUGGUUUAAAUAAAUGGAUAAAUUUGUGGGAAGACGUAAAAUUAUUCGAUUAUAAAUAUGAACCUAAUUCUAUUGGUAGUAAAGGAUAUUCUGUAUAUAAAAGUGAGAUGUUUAAAGAUAAUAUGGAUGAAUAUGUUAAAAUGAUAAAAAGUGAAAUUAAGAAUAAAGGAUCUGUAAUUGCUUAUAUAAAUGCACAAUCUGUUUUAACUUAUGAUUUUAAUGGAAAAAAUAUACUUAAUAUGUGUGGUAGCAAAACUACAGAUCAUUCAAUAAAUGUUAUAGGUUAUGGUCAUUAUAAAAAUAAGGAGGGAGAAGAAAAAUCAUAUUGGCUAGUUCGAAAUAGUUGGGGAUAUUACUGGGGAGAUGAAGGAAAUUUUAAAGUUGAUAUGUAUGGACCAUCCAAUUGUAAUUAUCACUUCAUUAAUACAGUUCUUGUUUUUAAUAUUGAUAUUCCAAUGAUGAAUAAUAAUGAAAAUAAUAAAAAAGGAUUAUAUAAUUACUUCCCAAAAUAUACACACGAGUUUUAUCAUAACUUUUAUGAUCAAAAUUUUGGUUCGGAUAAUAAAAUAUCCUUAAUUAAUAGUAAUGGUUCUAAUAAAAAUGAUGUAAAUAAUGCCUAUACUGUUCAUGGACAAAGUGGAGAAACAGAAGUUCAACCUUCACAACUUCGAUCUACCGCUAAUCAAGAUUCGAACAGAGGAGCUGUUACCAGUGAUCCUUUAAGGACUCAACCAGAAACAACUUCAACUAGUGUUAAAAAGAUGGAUGUGUUCCAAGUAUUAAAACAUGUCAAGAAUAGCAAAAUAAAAGUUGGUUUAAUUAAAUAUGAUAAUGACGAUGAGAUUGGUGCGCAUCACAGUUGCACAAGAGCCUAUUCAUUCGAUCCAGAAAAGUAUGAUGAAUGUGUUGAGUUUUGUAGAAAAAAUUGGGAACAAUGCAAAGAUAAACCUUCACCUGGUUUCUGUUUAACAAAAUUGGAUGAAAGCAAAGGUUGCUUCUUUUGUUAUGUAUAA